Messenger RNA from Neurospora tetraspora, 3835 nucleotides. RefSeq names its product P-loop containing nucleoside triphosphate hydrolase protein. The record is from RefSeq and is a predicted model, not a curated record. NCBI's taxonomy places the organism in Eukaryota, Fungi, Ascomycota, Sordariomycetes, Sordariales, Sordariaceae. The transcript is spliced from 4 exons. Gene Ontology annotation, biological process: regulatory ncRNA-mediated heterochromatin formation. Gene Ontology annotation, molecular function: helicase activity. Gene Ontology annotation, cellular component: nuclear RNA-directed RNA polymerase complex. Bases 1 to 3606 code for a protein of 1201 amino acids.
AUGGCCAACCGCGACGAGUGGAUUCAAGUGAGCGCUACGAGAGACGAGAUCGUCCGCAGCAAUGUCUUCGUCAAGCUUGAAGAUGGCGACGGAUGGAGGUCGAAACCCGAAAUCCCCACGGCCAAGGAAAUCCUCCUACUCCAGAAAGAAGCCGAAGGUCUUCCUGAAAAUCAUGUAAAGCAGCCCUGGAAGUCGAAGGAGGACUAUUUGGAGGCUCAAUACGAGAUCCUUCGUCGCGAGGGCACCGAAGGUUUGCGAUUCGCAGUCAACAACUACAUCUACAACAGUAACCACGGACUGCGCCAGGAUGACGAUGAGCACAAGUUCGUCUAUACCCAGGUCCGCGUCAAGUCGUACGUCAUGACAGCAUUGGGACCUCUUGCGCGCGUUGAGUUCAUGCCGCAGCGAGCCAUCAAAUGGCUCAAGUCCGGCCGCCUGAAGCCCGGCAGUCUUCUUGCCCUCACCACCAAAGCCGACAAGUUCAAGACCAUCUGCAAGGUUGCCGUGGUUGCCCAAAGGCCGUACUUGUUUGGCCUUGAUCAAACCCCUCCACUCGUCGACCUCAUGUGGGGCAACCCAGAAGAUGCCGUCUUCGAUUAUGAUCUCGAACUUGUCAUGAUUGAGGCCCGACACGGCUACUUUGAAUCCUCGCGUCAUUCUUUGGUCGGCCUGCAACUGGCUGCCCAGACAGAUCAUAAGAAAGAUGAGACACCAAGCUUCAUACACCAAAACCCUAUCAUGGAUUUCUCUCCUGUUGUGCGCCAACCGCUUGCAGACUUUGAGAAGCUCAAAUCCCUACGCGACUUCAACAUACUUUCUGGGGCUCUCCCAGACGUGGAAGACAUCAGCUUGCUCGACCCCUCGCAGCUAUCCGCCCUUCAUCGAAUGGUCUCCAAGGAGCUGGCCAUCAUCCAAGGCCCUCCAGGAACAGGAAAAACCUUUACCUCGGUGGAAGCAAUCAAAGUUAUGCUUGCGAGUCGCCGGAAGCGUCCAGGACGCAACCCGCCCCUUAUUGUCGCUGCUCAGACAAAUCAUGCCUUGGAUCAGCUGCUUGGCCAUUGUCUUGACGCGAACGUAAAGAUUUUGCGUCUUGGCUCAAGAAGUGAUAGAGAGGAUAUGAGGCCUUACAGCUUGUAUGAGACACGCCGCAAAUGCUCCCGUGGUGGGGGUGGUAAGCGGUUCAGAGAACUGGAGGAUGACCGUCAUACCAACAUCAACAGAGUACAGGCGUUGGUUAACAGUGUUUUUGGGGACAGUCUCAUUGACCCACGCGAGCUUCAUGCACAUGGCAUUAUUACCGAAGCACAGCUGGAAUCUCUGUACGAUGAAGAAAUGGAGACAAGCCCGGAGCUGGAGAAGCUUGGUCCUUUCUCCUUAUGGCUGGGAGACUCUCGAAUCCCGGCCCAGAUUAUUCGCGACAGGCAGCCUCUAGUAUCAGAAACACUGGAAGCUGACGAGGACUUCGAUUAUGAGCGCGACGUAGAGAACAUCGCGUACGAUGAAGAAGACGCAGACAGGAUCAAUGGCAGGGAAGUCAAACUGAUGCAUGUAUGGACCGGAAAGGAGCCCGGACACUUCAAAAGCUGGAAUCAUCGUGCACAACGCUUGCUCAGAGAGAAUGACAACCUCUUUGACAUACCCCAAGACUGGAGGGGCGCAGUUUACCAACAUCUCCAGUCCAAAUUGGUGCAAGCAACAACUCCGACGCUGGCUGGGCUACUGGCCAAAUACGUCGAGAUAUGCAAGCAGCGCAGAGCACUCAAAGCUCGGCAAGAUAUUGACAUGGUCUUCUCACAAGAUAUUGCGGUCAUCGGCUGCACAACAACCGGCCUUACAAAAUAUCGCGCGUUUCUGGCCGGGCUUCAGCCCCUUACCCUACUUAUCGAAGAGGCUGCCGAAACAAGGGAAGGCAACAUUACCUCGGCCCUGUACCCUUCCCUUCAACAGCUCGUUCUGGUUGGUGACCAUGCACAGAUGUCGCCUCGAUGCGACAUUCGAUGGCUCGGUGAACAUCCUUACAACUUGAACGUCUCUCUGUUUGAAAGGCUCGUCAACCUUGACAUGAAUCACAUCAUGCUCAACCAACAGCGUCGUAUGAGGCCGGAGCUGAGCCACAUAGUCUCUCCAUUCUACAAAAACCUACAGGACCACUCCAGUGUUCAAUCUCCGCAAGCACGUCCGGAUGUCCCCGGGAUGGGUGGGCGCAAUUGCUGGUUCUUCGACCACGAAUGGGUUGAGGAAACGAACUCUGACAACAGCAAACUCAACGACCAAGAGGCUGAAAUGAUCACCCUCUUCUUUGUAUAUCUUGUCGCUAAUGGUGUGUCUAGUGAAAAGAUAACCAUCUUGACAUACUAUAGGGGCCAGCGAAGUCUUCUCCUAAGAAACCUGAAAGGGCAUCCGUCGCUUACUGGUUGUUACUUCAACGUCUUUACAGUGGACUCGUAUCAAGGUGAAGAAAAUGAUGUUGUUCUCUUGUCCCUGGUUCGUAGCCCUCUUCCAGCCUAUGGGCGCAACAUUGGUUUCCUGGACAACCAACACCGAGCUGUGGUUGCCAUCAGUCGUGCUCGACAAGGGUUCUAUAUAUUUGGCAACGUCACCAACUUGCUCGAGGCUAAAAUCGAAUCAUCGGUACUAUGGGGUAGUAUCUUCCAUCGAUUUGCCGAUCAGGGCAUGGUCAACCGAGAGCUUGGACUUCCUCUGGUCUGCCAGAACCAUGGAAACGAGAUCUGGAUCAAGGAACUAGAGGACUGGGCCGACAACGCUGGUGGCUGUGACGAGAGAUGUCUCGAGACUAGGCCUUGUGGCCAUCCUUGCACUCUGAGAUGUCAUGCUAUCGCGCAUGAAAAUCUUCCCUGCAGCAGCCCAUGCUUCCGAAUUGUUCCUGAAUGUGGGCACUCUUGUCACGGUCUUUGCGGCGAAAGAUGCUUCCACGACUGUGAGCGCUUCAGACAGGAAAAAGCGCUGGCCAAGCAAGCGCAGAGACAAGAUACAAGCUCACCAAAGGGGAAGACCAUCGAAGAUCUUUUGCUCCAACAUGGUGCUCACGACUUUGGACAUGAGGAGCCAGUCAAGCGCAAGAGUGGUACAUCGGCGGGGAGUCCUGCUCGUGGGCUUUACAGUCAUCUUGGGGAGAUGCCAUUGCGUCCUCUGGAUGACAAUUGGAAGAAUGCCGAAGCCGUAAUCCAGCAAAAGGACAGAGAGCUUGACGGAGAACUCGCGAAGAGGAACGAGAAGUGGUUCAGCCAGCGUCAUCAUGUGCAAGAUAAAUGGAUGCCAACGGGCAUCACGACCUCCGGGAUUCGUGUUCGUGCUGGUCCAAUUAUUACUCAAACCCUCCAGCUUCCGAAUGACUUGCCGGCCAUGACCACCACAACCGCUCUGGCGACUGGUUCUGGGAUCCCUUUGCGUGCUGGCUCUGGUGCUGGCCCAAUCUUUGCGCCUACAUCGAGCCAGUUCCCGAACAUCGCCGCUGUCGCUCAGCCCGAACUUCUGAUUGAGUUUGAGCAAGACAACUCUGCUGCUCCCGAGUCGGGCAUGGCAAACGAGACGACAAGAGAAUUGGAGGAUAAUGGAGAAGAGAAAUGGCUGAUUGAUUUUGAGUAGCAAGGGGAGGGAGGGGAGUACUGGAUUUGAUACCUCGACUUGAUCAAACAGUGUGUGUUCUACGAUAUUGGUCUAUACAAGGCUUUCGACCAUAUUAUGGCUCCGUAUUCAUGACGAGAACUUGGUCCCUCAGUCUUUCAGAGGCAAGGUCAUCCGGUUUCAGGUGGCUGAGAUCUCUUUCAUGUCUGGAUCACCCAAUUAUACCGACGACCUCACUGUCAACAUGGGC